Messenger RNA from Tuber melanosporum (Perigord truffle), 893 nucleotides. RefSeq lists its product as uncharacterized. Bases 1 to 855 code for a protein of 284 amino acids. Gene Ontology annotation, biological process: lipid metabolic process. NCBI's taxonomy places the organism in Eukaryota, Fungi, Ascomycota, Pezizomycetes, Pezizales, Tuberaceae. The record is from RefSeq and is a predicted model, not a curated record. The transcript has 6 exons. Gene Ontology annotation, molecular function: oxidoreductase activity, acting on the CH-CH group of donors.
AUGAUAGGUUUCCUACGCUCUGGAGGGCUUUUUCCUCUCACUAGGGAUGCGUGGCAACUUCUCUUGAGGUGUUGGAAGUAUUUUCCCCUGGUCGCGCCACUUCAGUUGGCUCUCCCGGAGUUCUAUCCUGCCGGAAAAACCUCGUACCCUUCCAUCUUCAACGUACCCGGAAAACCGGGAUGGAUUUUCAUGGAGCUCUUCUCUCCGCUCACACUAUUAUACACAAUCUAUACCAAUCCUGAGCGUACCGGCGAGCUUCCAAAAACUCAUGUCUGGCUUACUACUCUGUACUGCAUUCACUACCUCUACCGAGCACUUCUCAGCCCUAUACGAAACCCGUCGAUGGGACCCAUGAACAUCGGCAUGGUUUGCGCGGGAGUUUCGUUCAACAUCAUAAACGGUUCCGCAAUUGGCGGCUGGCUGGGUGGUUAUGGUUCCGCCGCAGAUGUCCCUGGCUGGCAGAUUUCGAUCGGAAGCGCCAUGUUUAUUCUGGGGCUCUGGGGGAACAUGUACCACGAAGAGAUCCUACGAGAAAUCAGAAGAGACAAAUCUUUCGACAAGGAUGCUGAAAAGGAGGGUAGAGUGGUAACGAGCAAUGAGAGAGUCUAUAAGAUCCCCGAAGGCGGUCUAUUUAAAUGGGUUUGGAACCCGCAUUACUUCUCUGAAUGGAUUGAGUGGAGUGGAUUCGCAAUUGCUGGAGGAGGGUUCGCCAACUUUCUUCCUGCCACACUAUUUGUGGCCAACGAACUCGCUACCAUGCUCCCAAGGGCGAUCCAACAAAAGCGGUGGUACGGGGAAAAGUUUAACAAAGACGUUCUCCCAUACAGAAAGGCGGCUAUCCCGGGUAUCAUAUAAACCUCUAUUGCAGAUAGCACCUUUAUGCAAAGAAUUUA